AUGGACCUCUCUGCGCCGCGUACCCCUGCAGAUGCCCGACGUGCUGAGCUCCGCCGUCCCCUGCAAAUCGUUGCUGACAGGGUGAUCCGACCGGUAACUCGGGCAAACCGAGCACGACUGCUGGAGGACUUCGAUGGCUGGCUUAGAACGACGCAAGACACCAACCUCGCCGACCUACUGAAGACCCCCUGGGAGCAGGUCGAACGAAUCUCGGCCCUACUGGUUCAGUUUGGGCAGCAGCUUUUCCGAACAGGGUCUCCUUAUUAUCGGUGUUCGGAGACCAUCAAUGGUAUCGCCGCUGCCAGGCCGGGUAUAAGAAGGUCUCUUUCUGCAGCGUGGGACUUAGCCUUUGCCUGGCUCACUGAAGAGCCUCAUGCCCAUCAUCGGGCAUUGCCCAAGGGGAUAUUAUUGGCUGUCCUUUCGGCAGCCCUUACAUGGGGCUGGCUCCUUGAGGCUGGGGUCUUCGCUUUAGCAUGGUCGGGCUUGCUUAGGAUCGGAGAAGUGCUGGCGGCCACGAGGAAGGACCUGAUCCUCCCUCGGGAUGCUGCCCCGGACACUACCUUUGCUUUGCUGCAGAUUCGUGCACCGAAGACGAGAGGCCGGGCAGCAAAGCACCAGGCCAGCCACGUGGACCCACCCGAUGUCGUCGAGCUCCUGGACCUGGCUUUUGGUGCCCUGCCCCAGACCUCCCGACUCUGGCCGAUGUCUGCAGGCACCCUCCGGCGUCGCUUUAAGCUGUUGCAGGCCCGCUUUGGCCUCAUGGCUCCGAUGGUGCUGCCCACUUUGAGCUCUCCUCGUUCAGACCAGGAGGCGCAACCUGGAUGCUCCAUUGCACCGAGAAUCCGGACCUAG
Symbiodinium necroappetens is the source of this 852-nucleotide messenger RNA. NCBI's taxonomy places the organism in Eukaryota, Dinophyceae, Suessiales, Symbiodiniaceae. The record is from the annotation of a GenBank genome assembly.